AUGGUCAAGAUCAUUGUUGCUGUCUUGUCCGUCGGUGUCGCGUCUGCUUUCGGCACUAUCUCCGAGUUUCCGAUAGAGCUGACCAGCCUCAUGGAUCAAACCGUGGACCCAUGCACCGACUUCUUUUCCUAUUCGUGCGGGACGUGGUACACGAACACCCCCCUCCACGCCAACCAAAGUACUACCGAUGCCACGUACGCCGUGAUCGAGGCUGCGGCGUACAAGCUGGUCGAAAAGUUGGUGGACGCCAAGCUGCCUAAACUCACCGAGUUCUAUGACGCGU
Messenger RNA from Aphanomyces astaci, 283 nucleotides. RefSeq lists its product as hypothetical. The annotation marks the transcript as partial. The transcript has a single exon. Gene Ontology annotation, biological process: proteolysis. Gene Ontology annotation, molecular function: metalloendopeptidase activity. The record is from RefSeq and is a predicted model, not a curated record. Lineage: Eukaryota; Oomycota; Saprolegniomycetes; Saprolegniales; Verrucalvaceae.